Scomber japonicus (chub mackerel) is the source of this 2139-nucleotide messenger RNA. Its product is annotated as clumping factor A-like. Lineage: Eukaryota; Metazoa; Chordata; Actinopteri; Scombriformes; Scombridae. The transcript has 3 exons. The record is from RefSeq and is a predicted model, not a curated record. The coding region runs from base 1 to 2139 and encodes 712 amino acids.
AUGGUUGGGGAUGAUGUCACUCUGCCAUGCCACCUGAGACCUCCCACAGAUGUCUUCAACGAGAUGCUCGAGUGGUCGAGACUUGACCUGAACCCAAGAUUUGUCCAUAUGCGGCGGUCAGGAGAGGACAACCUCCAGGAUCAAAACCCAUCAUACAUGGGAAGAACAUCAGUGUCCAUCGAAGGUCUAAACAAAGGAGAUGUCUCACUGAAUCUCUCCAAAGUGAAACUUUCUGAUAAAGGAACAUACAGAUGCUUUAUUCCACGGUUGAGUGAACAAUCUGAUGUUCAACUAGUUGUGGAGACAGUCAAAAGUCCUGAUGCCUUCUCUACUGUCAGCAGUGACGUGACUGUGAAAAUUCCUCCAGGUCAGACCAAGGAGCACCAAGAUGGCGGGGAAACAGUGGAAUCUAGAGACAAGAAUAGCAACUCUGAAAGUGAUGAUUCAGAACAAAAGCCUCUGAUAGAAAAAGAUACAAACACAGAGAAACUCAAAGCAGAAGAAGAAACAAAGGAGGCCCUGGAUCUGAAGAUCCCUCCUGAACCCUUAAGUGAAAAAUCACAACUUACACAUGAAGAGCAGCUCAUGACAGAAAAUAAAACUGACAGUGUCCUGGUCCAGAUAGAAGGGGGGGUAGCAGAGAAGGAAGGACAACAAGAUAAGAAUAAGGACAACAACAAUGAUGACACAAACCGUCAGCCUGCAAUCGUUGGACAAACAGAUCAGCUCCCAGUAGCACAGACUUUUGUGGUCAAGAAAGAGAAAGACAAGAAAACAAAAUCUGGAAAUACUAGAAACGGAGAAGCAAAGAAUUAUCUUGACAAGGAAGAUAAAAAAAAGAAAACACAACCUAGAAAUAUUGACACAGACGGCACAGGGUUGACACAGGGUUUGAAUGGAGGACAAGAAGCUCAGCAGGCAGCAGGAGAGACAAAAGACAAUUUAGAUCAGACAGUGAAAACUGAAGGAAGUGAGAUUUUAUCCACAGAGACCCAGGAGCACCAAGAAGACGAGGAUACAGUGCAAUCUGGAGACAAGAGCAACUCUACAAGUGAUGAUUCAGAACAAGUGACUCCGACAGCGACAGAUACAAAUACGGAGGCCCUGGAUGAGGCUAAAUGUUCAAUAAAGGAGGAAAGACAAAAUGAUAAGACUAAGGAGAAGAACACUGAAGGUCAGAACACUGAAGGUCAGAACACAACACAUAUACCAGGUGACACAAAGUCUCAGCCUGUAACCGAUGGGCAAACAGAUCAGCUCCCUGCUACACAGACUUCCAUGAAAGAUGAAGACAAGGAUACAGUGAAAUCUGGAGACAAGAGCAACUCUACAAGUGAUGAUUCAGAACAAGUGACUCCGACAGCGACAGAUACAAAUACGGAGGCCCUGGAUGAGGCUAAAUGUUCAACAAAGGAGGAAAGACAAGAUGAUAAGAAUAAGGACAAGAACACUGAAGGUCAGAACACAACACAUAUACAAGGUGACAAAAAGUCUCAGCCUGUAACCGAUGGGCAAACAGAUCAGCUCCCUGCUACACAGACUUCCAUGAAAGAUGAAGACAAGGAAACAGAAUCUGGACAUACUGGAGCAGAAGAUCAGAUAGCAGGAGAGACAGAAGACAAUCCAAAGUUGACAGGGAGUGAAGGAAGUAAUGUCUCACAUCCAGCAUAUGAAGGACAACAAGAGAAUAAUGGGCAUAAAAAUAAAAAUGAGCAUAAUCUUGAUAAGGAAGAUGAAAAACAGAAAACACAACCUAAAAGUAAUGACACAAAAGGUCAAGGUCUAAAUGUAAAACAAGAAGCUGAGCAGGCAGCAGAAGAGAAAAAAGAACAUUUGGAUCAGACAGGGAAGAGUGAAGAAAAAGGUUCACAACAAACUGAUAAAGAGAAGACGAAUGUGUGUGAAGGACAGGGGGGGGAGAAUGUAAUACCUAAAAAUGAGAAAGAAAAUCUCCAGUCUCCAAAUGAUAGACAAACAAAUCAGCUUUCAGUUACCAACAACAGCACAGAGGUGAACAGUCCAAUUCCAGAAGGAACACAACAAGAUGUGGCCAAGACCGAAUAUCAGCUGUCCACGGAGGAAACAAGAACACAAAAUGAUGCAGAUACAAGUCAGGGAGAGAAUGUGACCUCAAAUUAA